AUGCCAGGCGCUAACAAAUCUACAAAGACGAUGUGUGGAAUAGAUAAGUUCUACGUUGCUUAUUUCUUAAUGCAUAUUCCCAUUACUUUGAUUAUCGACUCAUGUAUAAUAAUUCCAGAGGAACAAAGAUUUCAAUUUCAAAAACAAUUCUUGGAGUUCCAUAUUUCUAGCAACAAGGACUUUUUGCUUGUUAGCUUGCCACUUUGGUUAAAGGUAUUUGGUCUUUUUGAAUUAUUUGUUCAAUUGCCAUUCUUUGCAAUUGGGGCUUAUAUGCUCGUGAAGCAGAUGAAACAAGUGUAUCCAUACAUGUUGAUCUAUGGAUUCAAUGCAUCAUUUACAACAUUGGUGUGCUUGGUACAUAUCUUCUGCGACUACGAGAGAUUCGGCUUGACUACGGGCGAGUCUUAUAAACUAGCGGCGUUAUAUAUUCCAUACUUAGUUAUCCCCCUUGUGAUGUUGGUGGACUAUUCAAUAAGAAUAAACAAGUCCAUAAAGGCUCACAUUCCUCCAACUAAAAAGAACAUAUAG
Molecule: messenger RNA, 528 nt
Organism: Debaryomyces hansenii CBS767
Lineage: Eukaryota; Fungi; Ascomycota; Pichiomycetes; Serinales; Debaryomycetaceae
Exons: 1
Coding region: 1-528 (175 amino acids)
Cellular component (GO): endoplasmic reticulum
Source: RefSeq, a predicted model, not a curated record